Messenger RNA from Encephalitozoon hellem ATCC 50504, 702 nucleotides. RefSeq lists its product as uncharacterized. Gene Ontology annotation, cellular component: membrane; TRC complex. The transcript has a single exon. Gene Ontology annotation, biological process: post-translational protein targeting to endoplasmic reticulum membrane. The record is from RefSeq and is a predicted model, not a curated record. NCBI's taxonomy places the organism in Eukaryota, Fungi, Microsporidia, Unikaryonidae. Gene Ontology annotation, molecular function: protein binding; molecular adaptor activity. Bases 1 to 702 code for a protein of 233 amino acids.
AUGGAUCUGAAAGAAAUAGAGAGAUACUUCAACAAGAAAAGGCAGUACUUGACUAAAGAGGAAUACAAGACAAUCAUCGGUGCAUUAAAGAAGCUCGAUAUUGCAGAAAAGGCUUCAAACAAACAUCUGGCUGAGGAAAUGAAGAACAAAGGGAACGAGGAGUAUAGUAAUGGAGACUUCCAAUCUGCCAUAGACUCUUACACUCAGGCCAUUAUUUAUGAUCCGACAAACGUAGUUUGCUUUUCAAACAGAGCCGCAGCAUAUUCAAAACUCGGAAUGACGGAAAAUGCAAUUGAGGAUUGCGAGAAUGGAUUGAAAAUUGAUGAUAAGUUUGUAAAGCUAUACAUAAGACUUGGGAUGCUAUAUCUUAACAAAGAUAAAAAUAGGGCAUACCACAUUUUCAAAAAAGGACUAGAGAUUGACCCAGAAAACAAAGCUCUCAAAAGGCAGCUCGAUCUUCUUGAUAAAGAAGUGUCUAAUGUCUCUUUGGAGAACACUCAAGCCUCUUCUCUGGAUGACAUGAUCAAGAAUAUGGGAAUGGAGGGUUUCAAAGACAACAAAAUCGAUUUCAAUUCACUUUUUAGCAAUAAGAAUAUCAAAGAUGUCUUUGACACAGUUAUUAAGGACAAGUCCCCCAGUGACCUUAUGAAUAUGGUUAAAGAUAUGAUCGGCGCAAUGGGAAGCCAAGACAUCAAAAAAUAA